This is a messenger RNA of Racocetra persica, 448 nucleotides long. Lineage: Eukaryota; Fungi; Glomeromycota; Glomeromycetes; Diversisporales; Gigasporaceae. The record is from the annotation of a GenBank genome assembly.
AUGGCUAGAAAAGACAAGAAAAAUAGAACUAGUGAAUAUUGUGGGCAUCCAUGUACAAUAUCACAAAAACUUUGUGAGCAUCUUAAUAGAAAGAAUCCAUGCAGACCCCUCAUUUCUCCAGUACUUUUACCUCAGCACCAAAGAACUUUGACUAUAUCAAGAAAUCUAGAAAUCUUAGAUAUAGCUGAAGUGAUACAAAAUCUAGAGCCAUUGCCAGAGCAAAAUUCUAAAAUAUUACUUAAAAACUUAUCUCAAGAAUUAUAUUAUGAAAAUUAUAAACAACCACGAACUUUAAGAGCUUGUCAAGUUCUUUAUGAUACUUUAUUACAAAUAGAUGAAAAAGCAUAUGAUAAUAUAGAACUUACAAAGCAGACAAAAGUAGAACAAGAAUUCUUUGGAGAACCUGAAAUAGAAAGACAAGUUAUAGACUCUUCUAAAGCUGGUCUAG